Messenger RNA from Papaver somniferum (opium poppy), 1005 nucleotides. Its product is annotated as protein FAR1-RELATED SEQUENCE 5-like. The transcript has a single exon. The record is from RefSeq and is a predicted model, not a curated record. Gene Ontology annotation, biological process: regulation of DNA-templated transcription. NCBI's taxonomy places the organism in Eukaryota, Viridiplantae, Streptophyta, Magnoliopsida, Ranunculales, Papaveraceae. The coding region runs from base 1 to 1005 and encodes 334 amino acids.
AUGGCCGACACAUCAGGAAUUGCUCCUAGAGAAACUAUGGAACUUUUAAGUAGACAAGUUGGUGGUCGUCAAAACGUUGGAUUUACAAAUGUGGAUUAUAAAAACUAUUUGCGUUCUAAGCGAACUAUUAGAAUGAAAACAGGGGAUACAAGUGGUGUGUUAGAGUAUCUGCAGAGAAUGCAAUCAAAUGAUCCUAAUUUCUUUUAUGCUAUUCAAGUAGAUGAAGAUGAUUUGAUAACAAAUAUUUUUUGGGAUGACGCAAGAAUGAUGGUAGACUGUGAUUACUUCGGCGAUGUGGUAAGUUUCGACACCACCCAUAGAAAAAACAAAGAUGGAAGACCUUUUGCCAUGUUUGUCGGAGUAAAUAAUCAUAGGAAAACCGUUAUAUUUGGUGCUUCUUUAUUAUAUGAUGAAACAUCAGAGACUUACAUGUGGUUAUUUGAUACCUUUGCUGAAACUAUGUCUGGGAAGAAGCCAAAGUGUAUUUUUACUGACCAAGAUGAAGCAAUGGCUAAAGCACUGACUUCACAAUGGCCAGAAUCAUGUCAUCGAUUAUGUAUUUGGCACAUGUUUCAAAAUGCUGCAAAACACUUAAGCCAUGAGUUUCAUAAAUUUAAUGAUUUCACGAAAUUUUUUAAUAAGUGUGUAUAUAAUUAUGAAGACGAGGAAGAAUUUACAGAUGCUUGGAAGAAGAUGCUCGCAAAAUAUGACCUCAACAACAAUGUUUCGUUAAAUACAUUAUUCAGUUUAAGAGAAAAAUGGGCGUUGGUUUAUGGGCGAGAUAAUUUUUGCGCAGAAAUGACCACGACUCAACGUAGUGAAAAUUUGAAUAGUGUUAUAAAAAAAUACAUAAGCUACAAGUAUGAUUUAGUGCUAUUUUUUGAGCAUUUUCAAAGAAUGGUUGAAGCUCGUCGUUACAAUGAAUUGGCGAUGGAAUUUAAAGCAAGUCAAAGUUAUCCUGCAAUGACGUUUCCGGUGAAAAUUAUUUCAGAAGGAAUUAUCUAG